AUGACGUCAUUGUCAACUAGCUCAUCAAGGUCAGAAUCUCAUCAACAUCAUAAAUCAUUAAAACCACAGAAUUUACAAAAUCCUAUAAGAUUGGCAUUUCUUGGUGGAUCCAAAUCUGGAAAAACAACAAUUAUAUCAAAAUUAACAUUGGGAUCAUAUAGAGAAACUUAUUAUCCUACAAAUCAAAUCACUCCAAUAUUAUUUAAUUAUGUACCUGAAUCUAUACAAGCUAAGGAAAUUUUAAUUAAUUCAAAUUUAGAAGUUGGUCAUAAUAUUAAUUUAUCUCAUAUACUCAAAAAUAAAAAAAAUGUUGGUUCAUUUGUUAAAAACAAUCAAUACUAUCAUAUAAAUGAAUCAAAAGAUGAAAUUACACCAAUCCUUGUUGAAUUAAUAGAUACUCCAAGUUUUAAUCCUCAAAAAGUUGUUCCUUACCUAGAAGAAUCACUAUAUACAAACUUAGAUAAAGAAAUAUUACAUAAUUUAGCAAAUGAACCAAGAAGACCAGUAUCUACAAAUCCAUUAUUAGUAGCAAGUGGAGCAAGUGAAUUAAAUGGAAAUGUUAAUGGAUAUUUUUUUGUUUAUAGUGCUAUACCAAGUUAUAAUCCACCAAGUUAUGAAACUCAAGCAAAUGAAUUACCAAAUAAUCAUACUUUUAAAUUAUUACCAACUAUAAAAGAUGCAUUAAAUGAUGCAUGGGAAGAAUAUAAUACUUUUAAAAGAGAUUGGGCAAAAGGUGAAGAAUCAGAUAUUUUUUCAUUUAAAUUUGCAUUUAAAAAUAUUUUAAAUAGUGGGAAAUCAAAAAGUACCGAAUUAAUAGAUCAAUUAUAUGAAAAUAGUUCAAAUUCUCCUCCAAUUUGGAUUAUAUGUACUCAAUCUAAAAAUGAAUUAGCUUCUUCUCAAUUAAUUGAAGAUGGUAAAAAAUUAAGUAAUCAAUGGAAAUGUGGAUUUGUUGCAAUUGAUAAUGUUCAUGAUGAUGUUGAUAUUAUACUAAGUUUAAUGAUUAGAGAUAUUUUACAAAAGCAAAAAUUAAAAUAA
Messenger RNA from Lodderomyces pseudojiufengensis, 1035 nucleotides. RefSeq lists its product as uncharacterized. The record is from RefSeq and is a predicted model, not a curated record. The coding region runs from base 1 to 1035 and encodes 344 amino acids. The transcript has a single exon. Lineage: Eukaryota; Fungi; Ascomycota; Pichiomycetes; Serinales; Debaryomycetaceae.